This is a messenger RNA of Coniophora puteana RWD-64-598 SS2, 1463 nucleotides long. RefSeq names its product TPR-like protein. The coding region runs from base 1 to 756 and encodes 251 amino acids. The record is from RefSeq and is a predicted model, not a curated record. Gene Ontology annotation, molecular function: protein binding. The transcript is spliced from 9 exons. NCBI's taxonomy places the organism in Eukaryota, Fungi, Basidiomycota, Agaricomycetes, Boletales, Coniophoraceae.
AUGUCAGACCAACACGCUUCAUCGAGCAACACCAGCUCAUCGGCAGAGUCGCAACCUGAUGAAGUAUGGACAGAAACACGAGAGUCGCUCACGAAGGCAGAGGAGCUCAAACAGGCGGGCAAUGAGGCGUUCAAGUCUAGCGAUUGGAGUGAAGCAAUUGUUUCCUACCGUACAGCUCUCUGUCACCUACCUUUGAGGAAGGUCAAGAAGUAUCAACCGUCUUCACGAGAGACAGAUCCAGACGACGAGCAACCAUCCAGUUCUGCUCCCUCGCAAAGCCGUCAAGAGACUAUUGAUGAACCUGAUGGUCCUCUCGACCCGGAGUGUAGGAAGGCCAGAUCGGUGCUCAAUGCCAACAUCGGUGCUUGCUUUGUGAAACUCGGCAACCACAAGGACGCAGUAGAUGCGUGCACCAAAGCACUGCAGGAUGAUCCCAACUAUGUUAAAGCCCUUCAAAGAAGAGCCGCCUGCAAUGAGAAGAUUGAUACCUGGUCGGCGUUGAGCAGUGCUCAAGAAGACUAUACCAAGGUCCUCACGCUCCUUCCGCCGACAUCGCCUCAAGUUCUCGAGAUUGAAAGAACCCUACGUCGCCUGGAGCCACGAGUCCAGGUUGCUCAAAAGAAAGAGACAGACGAGAUGUUGGAUAAGCUCAAAGGGCUAGGCAACAGUGUUCUGGGACGGUUUGGAUUGUCUACCGAUAACUUCAAGUUCGAGCCCAAUGGCAAUGGAGGGUACUCGAUGAAUUUCGCUCGAUAGACCCGCUUGACGCUCUGCGUCGUCUGAGAGAUGCACUGGCAUACUCGAGGAGCUUAUAGUUCCUAUCCUUGACAGACCUUCAUACCAGUGUAGUCAUUGGGUGGGCUAUUGUAUCGGAAUAGUCUGGUUGCGAAACAGCGUGAAGCGGGAAGGUGGGAAAACCCUAGCCACGACUUUCCCUCGUAUGAGAGCCAUGGAGACUGGCCCGUAAUCGCGCGAGUCUGUGGACCAGGCCAUGUUGUCCCCUGCUAUCCAGACAUGAUGCUUUGGUAUAAUGACAUGUUCCGUGGAAGGUGCUUUCUGUCCAGUGGGAUCGACACAAAUAACAUCUCCAGGAAGUCCUAUCACCCUCUUGCAUAUGAUACGAGUAGGAUCAACUGGUGACUUGACGGUGACUAAAUCCCCACGUGCCAAGGGGAAGAGUUUGUGGUGAACGAUACUUUCGACGACAAUUUCACCGUCGGGAUCGAGGGUGGGCAACAUAGACGGCCCAGACAUAAGGCAAGGACUACCAACGUAGUCUUUGAAGAGGUGGAAAGCACAUGUAAUGUUGAUGCCGUGUAAUACAAUCCACCCAGCUUUCUUCAGGUCAAGACGACGUUGGCUGAGCCAUGGCCGCGACAACAUGGAUUGCCAAAAUCCAGUGGAACGUGCUUCGGAGACUCGGAGUACGACUGGGACACGGUAGCCAGAGCAGACGCGUUUCC